This is a messenger RNA of Striga hermonthica, 936 nucleotides long. NCBI's taxonomy places the organism in Eukaryota, Viridiplantae, Streptophyta, Magnoliopsida, Lamiales, Orobanchaceae. The record is from the annotation of a GenBank genome assembly.
AUGGGUUCUGAAAACAUAAAGCUCCCACUCAUAAAUUUAUCCAACAUUAAAGAACAAUCUCCAACAUGGGAGGUCGCGAAAUCCCAAGUCCUGCAAGCCCUGCAAGAAUACGGCUGCUUUGAGGCCACGUUUGAUCGUGUCCCAAUCAACCUCCGAAAAUCGGUAAUUGAAGGGUUAAAACAACUGUUUGAUCUGCCUCUGGAGAACAAAUUACGCAACAGGUCAAACACGCCCUACCAUGGCUACGUGGGCCAAUACGCCAUGGUCCCACUCUAUGAAAGCCUUGGGCUACAAGACGCACUCUCACCUGGUAAAAUCAAGAGCUUCACUAAUCUCAUGUGGGCCCAAGGAAAUCCAACUUUCAGCGAGGCUAUAGAAACAUUUUCCGAGCAAUUAUCCGAAUUGGACAAGAUUGUGAGGAGAAUGGUCUUGGAAAGCCUUGGGCUGGAAAAAUACAUGGAUGAGCAUUUGGGCUCAACUAAUUACCUUGUGCGGGUCCAAAAGUACGAUGGGCCUAAAACCCAUGAACCUAAGCUUGGACUGACGGCCCACACGGAUAAAAACAUAGUCACCAUAUUGUAUGGAAAUGAAGUUAGAGGGUUACAAGUGCUGACAAAAGAUGGGAAAUGGAUAAAUGCUGAGCCUUCACUUAAUUCAUUCAUUGUCAUGAUUGGAGACUCCUUCCAUGCAUGGACAAAUGGCCGACUGCAUUCACCGUACCACAAGGUGAUGAUGACCGGAGAUGAAAAUAGGUACUCGAUCGGAUUGUUUUCGAUCCCAAAAUCGGGUUACAUAAUUAAGGCCCCAGAUGAGAUGGUAGAUGAAGAUCACCCAUUGCUUUUCAAGCCAUUUGAUCAUAUUAAGUUUCUUGAUUUUUAUUACUCUGAAGCUGGUCGGAGUUCUCCAGCUGCCCUAAAGGCUUAUUGUGGAGCCUAA